Molecule: messenger RNA, 311 nt
Organism: Funneliformis geosporum
Lineage: Eukaryota; Fungi; Glomeromycota; Glomeromycetes; Glomerales; Glomeraceae
Source: the annotation of a GenBank genome assembly
AAGCUAAUCCCAAUAGUUGUCAUAUUGGUACUUAUAUAAAACCUUUUUAUUCAAAUAUUGAAGAAGACUUAAUUAAAUGGAUUGAAAUUUUACGUCAAGAUGGAAUUGCCGUUAGCCUACUUAUGAAUCAACAAAAAAUGAAAUUGCUUGUUAAUAAAAAUUCAUCAAAUAAUAAAAAAUUAUUCAUUGCAUCCUGGGGUAAAAAACUUCCAACAAAUCUUCCAUCCAAUGUAGUAGUUAAAAUGCAAGAAAAGGAUUGGAUAAAUGAAGAUUUAAUGAAAGUUGAGUUUCAAGAGAUAUGGGAAAAACAU